Messenger RNA from Diospyros lotus (date-plum), 1925 nucleotides. RefSeq names its product VAN3-binding protein-like. The record is from RefSeq and is a predicted model, not a curated record. Gene Ontology annotation, biological process: phloem or xylem histogenesis; auxin-activated signaling pathway; leaf vascular tissue pattern formation. NCBI's taxonomy places the organism in Eukaryota, Viridiplantae, Streptophyta, Magnoliopsida, Ericales, Ebenaceae. The transcript has 7 exons. Bases 130 to 1512 code for a protein of 460 amino acids.
UCCCUUCCCUACCCUUUAUUUUCAUUUUCCACUACAUAUAGCCAGCCAUCGGCCAAUUGCCGCUCCAUAUACUCUCUCUGUCACUGUCCCUUUGUGCCUUCUCUCCAUCUGCCUCCUUCUCUAUCCGACAUGGACCCCAUUCAGCACGCCUUUUUCCGGCCGCCGGAGACUCCCAGAGAGCCGAUGGAGUUUCUCUCCCGCUCCUGGAGCGUCUCCGCUCUCGAGGUCUCCAAGGCCCUGGCCCCCCCGCCUCCUCCUCAGCUUCUCCCCAAAGCUUUCCCUGCCGGCAAUGCCGCCGCCGCCGACAUCAUCCUGGAGGACCUCGCCGCCGAGGCCGAGGAUGCUGCCACGGUCUCUGGAAACCCGUUUUCUUUUGCUUCUUCGGAGACCUCGCAGCUCGUCAUGGAACGCAUUAUGUCACAGUCCCAAGAGGUCUCACCACGCACCUCUGGAAGGCUCUCUCACAGCAGUGGCCCUCUCAAUGGUGGCUCUCUCAGUGACAGCCCUCCAAUCUCUCCAUCAGAGCUCGAUGACAAGUUUUCUAGGCUGAACACGCAAGUGAACUCCCAGUACGGUUGGGCUGCUGGCGGCAACACUGUGACUGGUGGAGGCGGCAAGACGGUGGGGAGGUGGUUGAAGGACCGGAGAGAGAAGAAGAAGGAAGAGGCAAGAGCUCAGAAUGCGCAGCUGCACGCAGCCGUUUCCGUUGCUGGGGUGGCUGCUGCUGUGGCCGCAAUUGCAGCUGCGACAGCUGCCUCUUCAGGGUCAGGGAAGGAUGAGCAAAUGGCGAAGACAGACAUGGCAGUUGCUUCUGCUGCCACGUUGGUGGCAGCACAGUGUGUUGAAACAGCUGAGGCUAUGGGCGCUGAGCGUGAACACCUUACUUCUGUUGUUAGUUCAGCUGUUAAUGUCCGGUCGGCCGGAGAUAUCAUGACUCUGACUGCAGCUGCAGCCACUGCACUGCGUGGAGUGGCUACCUUAAAGGCCAGGGCGUUAAAGGAAGUGUGGAACAUAGCGGCCGUAAUUCCUGUGGAGAGAGGUAUGGCUGGUGGUGGUGGUGGUAGCGGAAAUGGUAGUAAUAGCAGUUCGAGUGGAAGUGGUGAGCUUGUGCCCGAAGAGAAUUUCCUUGGCAUCUGUAGCCGUGAAUUACUGGCUCGUGGCUGUGAGCUCCUUAAGCGAACUCGCAAAGGUGAUUUGCAUUGGAAAAUAGUAUCUGUCUAUAUCAACAGAACGAAUCAGGUGGUACUCAAGAUGAAAAGCAGGCACGUUGCUGGGACCAUCACAAAAAAGAAAAAGAAUGUGGUGCUGGAGGUCUGUAAAAACAUGCCGGCUUGGCCUGGCCGUCACCUCCUCGAGGGCGGCGAGCACUGCCGUUACUUCGGCCUGAGGACUCUACUUCGAGGGGUCGUCGAGUUUGAGUGUCGAAACCAGAGGGACUACGACAUCUGGACUCAGGGUGUCUCCAGGCUCCUCUCCAUUGCAGGGGAGAGGACCAGCAGACAUAGAAUUUGAAGUAUGAGUAGAGGAAACUAGUUGUAGAAUUUGCUAGAAUGGGGAAUUUGGUAUAGGAUUUCAAAUUUCAAGCCAAUGCUACAGGGCUGCUUUUGGACUACAAAACCGAUAUGGUUUUGGUGUUUGUGGGAUUUGCUUCUUUCUUGGGCUUUGCUUUUGUAUAAAGGAGAAGCUUCUUAUUAAAUAGCAGCAUAAUGCAAUCGCUUUUGUUAUUGUCUUUGAACUGUUAAAGCAAGGGAACCACGUGAUCCAAGCCUCUGUUCUCAGAUAAGAGGAAGAAAAAGAAGGAUCUUGGACUGAGGUAGUCAAAAAGGGAAGGACAGAUGCCCCAUUUUAAGUAAGAAUGAUAUAAAGAGGAGAUAAGGACUUACACUUUGCUCUGUUUGGCUUUGUUUAUUCUUUCUUGUGGUGGG